UUUUUUUUUAAGGUAUCAGAAUUCAGUAGUCAUGGAAAAGUGGUGAUGUGCGGAAGUAAUUGUGCACUUUGGGGUUUUAAUGCAGAAGGUAAAGAUGUUUUUUGGACUGUUACAGGUGCAAACGUUAGUGCCCUGUGUUUUACUGAUAUUGACAACGACGGCAGUAAUGAGGUUGUUGUUGGUACUGAUGAUUAUGAUAUCAGAGUAUUCAAAGAAGAUUUACUGUUGUAUGAACUGAACGAAACAGACGAAAUUAGUUGUCUGUGUAGUCUUGGUAAAGGACGAUUUGCAUAUGGUCUUGCAAAUGGUACACUGGGCGUCUAUGAAGGUGAAACACGUAUUUGGAGGAUUAAAACAAAGAAUCAGCCGGUAGCACUUGCCGUUUUUCCAGACAGCGAUUCUUUGGCCUGUGCUUGGAGUGGCGGAAAGGUUUACAUUUUCAGCUAUUUUAAAAGAUGGCACAUUUUGAUACAAGAGUGUUAA
Enterobius vermicularis (human pinworm) is the source of this 483-nucleotide messenger RNA. NCBI's taxonomy places the organism in Eukaryota, Metazoa, Nematoda, Chromadorea, Rhabditida, Oxyuridae. The record is from the annotation of a GenBank genome assembly.